This is a messenger RNA of Diospyros lotus (date-plum), 1476 nucleotides long. RefSeq names its product glycine-rich cell wall structural protein 1-like. The record is from RefSeq and is a predicted model, not a curated record. The coding region runs from base 39 to 1244 and encodes 401 amino acids. The transcript has 2 exons. Lineage: Eukaryota; Viridiplantae; Streptophyta; Magnoliopsida; Ericales; Ebenaceae.
GGGUCUUCAAGUGCUGAUCCUUGCUUGUUCAAAUUGCCAUGGGAACUCCACCUAGUUCUCUUUGUAUGGCUCUUCUUCUUACCAUUUUUGUUUCAUGGAGUGGGGCAAGCUCUGGUGAGAAUGUUCCAAGUGUUGAUGAUCGUGAAUAUUGUAAUUAUGGAGGUUGGCGGGGUUGCAAGAGCUUUUUUGGUCUAGGAAGUGGUGCUGGUGGUGGCGGUGAUGGAGGAGGAGGAGGCGGCGGAGGGCAUGGUGGUGGAGGGGGUAAUGCGGAUGGUGGGGCUGGUUAUGGCGAAGGUUUUGGAGCUGGUUUUGGUGUAGGUGGUGAUGGCAUAGGUGGAGGAGGCGGCGGCGGUGGGGGCCACGGAGGUGGUGGCGGUGGUAGCAAUAUGGAUGGAAGUUAUGGACAUGGUAGCGGGUAUGGUGCUGGUGCUGGUUUUGGUGUAGGUGGUGAUGGCAUAGGUGGAGGAGGCGGCGGCGGUGGGGGCCACGGAGGUGGUGGCGGUGGUAGCAAUAUGGAUGGAAGUUAUGGACAUGGUAGCGGGUAUGGUGCUGGUGCUGGUUUUGGUGUAGGUGGUGAUGGCAUAGGUGGAGGAGGCGGCGGCGGUGGGGGCCACGGAGGUGGUGGCGGUGGUAGCAAUAUGGAUGGAAGUUAUGGACAUGGUAGCGGGUAUGGUGCUGGUGCUGGUUUUGGUGUAGGUGGUGAUGGCAUAGGUGGAGGAGGCGGCGGCGGUGGGGGCCACGGAGGUGGUGGCAGUGGUAGCAAUAUGGAUGGAAGUCAUGGACAUGGUAGCGGGUAUGGUGCUGGUGCUGGUUUUGGCGGCAGUGGCGAAGGUGGAAGCAAAGGUGGUGGUGGCUUUGGAGGAGGAGGAGGUGGGGGUGGCGGCGGCAAUAGUGGUUUUGGUCAUGGUAGUGGCUUUGGUGCUGGAGUCGGCAUAGGUGGCAUUGGCGAAGGGGGAGGUGGUGGUGCCACUUAUAACGGAGGAUCUGGGUAUGGAAGUGGCUUUGGAAUGGGUGGUAGUUUGGGAGGUGGCGGCGGCGGCGGCGGCGGCGAGGACGGCAACAAUGACAAUAAAACUUCUAAUGAAGGAUCAGGAUAUGGUGAAGGCAAGGGUUCUGGUGGCAAUCAUGGAGGUGGGAUGGGAUUUGGGAUGGGCAUGGGAUUCGGGUUUGGCAUAGGAGCCGGUGGCGAUGACAGUGGUAAUAUUGGUGUAGGAGACACCUACAUCAAUGGUAAUAAACCCUAGCUAGUUCACACACGCUUGACACCACCAUCGCCAAUGUUGCAAAGCUAGGAAAAUGGCUAUAUAUCAUAUGAUCAUCAAAUUAAGAGAAUUCCUUAUUGUCUUCCAUUUCUAGUAUCAACUGAUGAUCAUGCAAUCAAUCACUUUUCACUGUACCAUGCCACCAUAUCUUCAACACAUUCUUCCUAGCUUCCUCCUUCUUCUUCAUUAAUUAACUAAUUAAUUAUCAUUUCAA